UAUUUAUUAUUAUAAUGUUUUAUUUGUUCUCUCUGCUAGAUUAUGCAUUGCAUUGAACUGCUGCUGCGAAAUUAACAAAUUUCACGUCACAUGCCGGUGAUAAUAAACCUGAUUCUGAGAGGUAAUAACUGUUCCUGAACCAGCCGGACGGCAGCAGCGAGAAGAGGGCACGUCCUGGGUGGUGGGUGCUGCUUUCCUCUGACGGCGCUCCGUCUGGAUUGCGCUCAAUCCCAGCCAAUCUGGGGAAAGUUAAAAUCACGGCAUAUCCCUAUUACAGCCACGUAUUCGUUCUCGAACCUGUGUCAUAUUCCCACUUCACCGGCCGAACGUGAUGGCGAUGGCUCCCUUCGGUAAACAGGUUGGAUCGAUUUAGCUCACGGUUCGAUGGAGUGAGGGAAAUCUAAAACACAUGUCGGGAACUUGAAAGAAAAGAAAGAAAACCAGUAGGGCCCUGCUGAGUAUCUUCACCGUUUCCCGUUCCAAUUUCGGUGACCCGAUUAUUUUGGUUUAAAUUCUCCGAACUACCGAGCAGUUCUGAAUGAUACCGGCGGCGGUCUGACUCUUCCGUACCACGUGAUGCCGGGGGGGCGGCACCGGUGCUGUAGUACCACGGGAUACGGGAUACACGGCGGCGCUUGCGCUGUAGUACGGGAGAUGGUGCUGCAGUACCGCGAGUUACCGAGGGGUGACGCUGCUGCCGCAGACUCGCGUUAUUCCCGAGGGCGAUGGUGCUCCAGUACCGCGGAAUGCCGGGGGCGGCGCUGUUGCUGCCGCCGCCGUUGCGGCGGUACCACGUGACACAGCGGGGGAACCGGAAGUGGUGCCAGGCGCUGCCGAGGCUCCGGAGCCGCUCCCAUGGCGACCCGUGCGCUACAGGAAUGGGCCCGGCGGCAGGUCGACGGCUACCCCGGCGUGGAGGUGAAGAACAUGACCUCGAGCUUCAGGGACGGCCUCGCCUUCUGUGCCAUCAUCCACCGGCACCGGCCCGACCUCAUAGACUUUGAUUCGCUUUCUAAAGAAAAUGUCUACGAAAACAAUCGCCUGGCAUUUGAAGUGGCGGAGCAGGAGCUGGGAAUUCCUGCGCUUUUGGACGCAGAAGACAUGGUGGCAAUGCGUGUUCCGGAUCGGCUCAGCAUCCUUACCUACGUGUCUCAGCUCUACAAUUACUUCACCAACCAGACUCACGCUGGUGUUCCUCCCACCAUGAAGAGACCAGCUGCGAUAUCACCAUCGGAGCCAUCAGUUAAGAAAGUGGUCACUGUGAACAAGCAAGUCCUCUCACCACAUAGUGACUCCCCAGUGGCAGCUGACGAGAGGCCCCAGCGGAACACACUGAGCAGCACAUGUGCAAUUUGCAACAAGCACGUUCACUUGGUGCAACGAUACUUGGUGGAUGGAAAACUUUACCAUCGCAACUGCUUUAGGUGUAAGGAGUGUUCUAGCACUUUGCUCCCUGGAGCCUACAAGCCAGGUGCCCAUUCAGGCACUUUCGUAUGUACACACCAUCGAGGACGGGUCGCUGGGCAGCCGCAGCGACCUGUGUCCGGUCCGAGCCUGCCGUCGUACCAUGGAUCUCUACCAGCUCAGAUAGUUUCAUCAGCUAGUCCACGGACACCGCAUCAUUCCCAGGUGCCGACAGAAGCAUCCGAUAACUAUGGUCCCAGCCCGAUGAAAAGAGCGGAGCUAAAUGCGGAGGAAAGUGGUGAGAAGUCAUGCAGUCCAGGGAGCGGCCUUUCACCCUCAGUGCCUUCUGAGCACUAUCAUCCCAGUACUGACAAAAUCCCAAAACUUUCCAACAGCACAGACUUAAAGGAAACAUCAAAACCUAGUGUGGAGUCUCAAAUGCCAGAGGCAACGCGGAGGUCAGCGGACCAGUCUGUUUGCAAAGAUCAAACUGAGAAUGGUAUCAGUAAGCAGCCUGAAUCAGGGACACAGCCUGACCUGCUUAUUUCCCCGAAUGAGCAGCAGCUGGCAGUAGUGAUGGAGACGGACAUCGCUGCCGAGAGCACCAACACCUCAGAGCCGCCCGCCAGAUGCAACGACCAAACCCCAGACACAAGCCACACAAAAGUGAGCAAAGAAGCUGCUGAAGAGCAGCUGAAAACUCUUCCUGUUCCCGUUCCAAGGAAAACCGUUGACUCUGCAACGUCACCCGUGGCAACACCACGCCCCGUACCUCGGCCGCGAGUCAGCUUUGGCGGUGGGACGAGUGAAACCUCUGUCCAGAGAUCGGAGACUGGCGAACUUGCAAAUGGAGGUGUGACCGAGCAAACGACUCCAGUGCCGAAACCCCGGGAUCGGCCCCGGUCCCUGACAGAACGGUGCACUCCUGAGGCUAGGAAAGGAGACACCAAGCCUAAAGACCCUCCUUGGCUCUCGUUGGUAAAUUCUGAGCCAAAACGGAGGCCUGCCCCACCCCGGCCUGGAACGCGACCCCAACCCAGUAACACCCAGCGGGAAGCAGUUGAGACUCGCUCCUUAAACCCAUUCGAAGUGGACGAUGAGGAGACAAACGACGCAUCUGAGAAAGUGCCCAGUGUAGCGUCGGCUGAGACUGUCACCAAACCAAGCCACCCAUGGUACGGUAUUCAGCCAGCUAACAGUCCAAGGAGCAAGAAGCGUCCAGCUCCCCCAGCACCAAAUGCAUCGCCGUCAGCCCUUCGCUCAGCCCAGUCUCCAGCCCCCAAAACAAGCCCUUCCCCAUCCCUUAGCAUGGAGAGUAUUACAGGGGACUCUGCAAAGUCUACUCCAGAAUUACACAGAAGAUUUGAAGAUGGUCCUGCUCUGGCUGCCAAGAGCCCAGAGGCGGCCUGCAAGACUCCGAUAGGAGUUAGUGGGGCUCCAGAGGUGGUCAGUGAGACUGGUGGGAGCCCAGAAUUGGCUAGCAGAAGCCCAUCUGAUACCAGCACGAUUCCAGAGACAGCCAGUGAGAACCCAGAGAUGGCCACUGAGAGUCCAGCGUCAACUGGUGGGAGUGCGGAGGUGGCCGGCGGGAGCCCAGCGACCAAGGAGACUACCACAGCAUCCAAUGAAAGUCCAGCACCACUCAGCUAUCACCGACCUCCACCUAAACCACCGUCAGCCCCUAGUCCUGUGCCGUCACUUUAUCCAUCCCCUGAAUCCAACAGAGUAAAUGCUGCCAGCACAGAUCCUCAGUCAAAGUCAUCUUGCAAAGAAAAUCCAUUCGAUAGAAAAUCAUCCCCCGCCGGAGGAGCUGCCCCUCUCAGGCCACGGAAAGGGCCAAAGCCAGCUCGUCCACCAGCACCCGGCCAUGGAUUCCCACUGAUUAAACGCAAGGUACAUGCUAAUCAGUACAUUCCAGAGGAGAGUAUCCAAGGAGAGUUGGAACAACUGGAGCAGCAGCUUGACGAACUGGAACUCCGUGGAGUUGCUCUGGAGGAAAAACUGCGCAACUGUGAAAACGAUGAUGACGAAGAUGAUCUUCUGGUCGACUGGUUCAAAUUGAUCCACGAGAAGCAUUUGUUGGUUCGCCAUGAAUCAGAGCUUGUCUACACCUUUAAACAGCAGAAUCUGGAAGAGCGGCAGGCAGAUGUGGAGUACGAGUUGCGCUGUCUUCUUAAUAAACCAGAGAAAGAUUGGACAGACGAAGAUCGAGCGCGGGAGACAGAACUGAUGCAGGAGCUGAUUACGGUCAUUGAACAAAGGAAUGCCAUCAUCAACAGCUUGGAUGAAGACCGACAGCGAGAGGAAGAAGAGGAUAAAUUGUUGGAAACGAUGAUUAAAAACAAAGAUUUCCACAAAGAUCCAAACAGCGAAAUGAAAAAGAAGGCAAAAUUCAAACCAAGCAAGAUGCUGAAGUUUCUUAGCAACAAACCAGAGGGAAAGUCGAAGAGUGCCAAAGAGAAGAACUUGUGAUGGGGAAAGAAGUGCUGUAAUGCAGGGAGAACUGCAGGAGUGGCUGGCACAGCUGACCGUGCUGGGAGCAGUUCUGCUCCACCAUGUCUGGUGACUGGCUCAUAGGAGUCUCGUACUUGAUAUCAGGCAGCUCCCUCAUGUGCUGACUGAGGUUGCUUAUUAUAUAUCAUUAUAUGUGCAAUAGAAACCUCUACAGUACUCCCUUUAUUUUUGCUUAGUGCGGUGUUAGCUUACUGGUUAGAUGUUCUGUUCCUUUUGCUAAAGUUGUCUCAUUUCCACCAUGUGGUUUUCUGCAAAGUUUCACAGCUGCAGAGUUGAAUGCUCGCGUUCGACUUUCCUGGUGCUCAUUCACCGAGGGCUUGUUUUAAGGUCACGCCCGGCUGUCACUCAGGACUGUAGACCAGAAAUGUGCCUUUCCAGUGUGAAGACUGGCCCGCUUCCUGCUACGUUGUGCUGCUGUUCAGCGUGGUGUGUGAACACUCGGCGACCCACUGGUGAUUCAGAAUUCUGCGCACUGUGGCAGGUUAUUUUGUGCCAUUUAUCUAUCAUCAACUUAAACUUUGCAAAGAUAUUAACGGUAUUGCAAGAUGCUGUAUUGGACCUAUAACUCAAACGAUAGGCUAUAAUAGUUCCUCUGCAGCGUUGAGAACAGGAUCUGCUAGCACUUAAUAGCAUGGUGUGACAGUGCGGUGUGUGGAGUCCAACGUGCAGGCAUGGUGUGAUCUAUUACACUGUCGCGCUUCCUACAAAUACUCUGGGGGCUUUGCUUCGGGUGGAAGUAUGUCCAGAGCACUUCUGAGUAGCUUAAGACUGGCUCCCCAAUCCUACUCUUCGUCUAUCAGUAGAUCACUAUGCAACAAGAACCUUCAUAGAAACAUAGAAAAUAGGUGCAGGAGUAGGCCAUUCGGCCCUUCGAGCCUGCACCGCCAUUUAUUAUGAUCAUGGCUGAUCAUCCAACUCAGAACCCAGCCUUCCCUCCAUACCCCCUGACCCCUGUAGCCACAAGGGCCAUAUCUAACUUCCUUUUAAACAUAGCUAAUGAACUGGCCUCAACAGUUUGCUGUGGCAGAGAAUUCCACAGAUUCACCACUCUCUGUGUGAAGAAGUUUUUCCUAACCUCGGUCCUAAAAGGCUUCCCCUCUAUCCUCAAACUGUGACCCCUCGUUCUAGACCUCCCCAACAUCGGGAACA
This is a messenger RNA of Mobula hypostoma (lesser devil ray), 5067 nucleotides long. It is a transcript of the gene micall1a, whose product is annotated as MICAL-like 1a. The coding region runs from base 856 to 3876 and encodes 1006 amino acids. The transcript has 16 exons. Lineage: Eukaryota; Metazoa; Chordata; Chondrichthyes; Myliobatiformes; Myliobatidae. Gene Ontology annotation, molecular function: protein binding. The record is from RefSeq and is a predicted model, not a curated record.